Messenger RNA from Gossypium arboreum, 714 nucleotides. Its product is annotated as putative calcium-binding protein CML23. Gene Ontology annotation, molecular function: calcium ion binding. The transcript has a single exon. The coding region runs from base 171 to 623 and encodes 150 amino acids. Lineage: Eukaryota; Viridiplantae; Streptophyta; Magnoliopsida; Malvales; Malvaceae. The record is from RefSeq and is a predicted model, not a curated record.
AUUAAUGUAUAGAGAUAACUCAAAGGAGUUGCAUGCAUGGGCUCUCACUUUAAUCCUAUCUUAAACCCACUUUUUAUGCUUCAUUACCAUUCACUUUCCAAUUCACCUUUGGAUAAAGAAAAGUCCAAAUUUUGGGUUGUCGUUUUGUGUCUUUCAGCAACAAUAUAUAUAUGAGUGAACUUGAAGCUAUAACAAAAGCCAUGAUGAAUCAAUACGAGAGGGUAUUUAACGACAUUGAUAAAAACGGAGAUGGGAAGAUAUCGGCAGCGGAGCUUCACCAGUGCGUGAAGGCAAUAGGGUUGGAAGUGCCGCUUGUGGAGGUGGAGAUGGUGGUGGUGGAGGGUUUGGAUAGAGAUGGAGAUGGACUGUUAGGGUUGGAAGAUUUGAUUAGGUUAGUGGAAGAUGUUGAAGACGAUGAUAAAAUGAAAGAUUUGAAAGAGGCUUUCAAGAUGUAUGAGAUGGAAGGGUGUGGGAUUAUUACACCACUGAGUUUGAAGAAGAUGCUUGCUAGAUUAGGUGAAUCCUCUUGGAGUUUACAAGAUUGUAAAAUGAUGAUUGCUCAUUUUGAUCUUAAUGGUGAUGGUGUUCUUGAUUUUGAUGAAUUUAGGCUUAUGAUGUUGUGAUAUUACAUAUAUUUAUAUACAUAUAUAUAUAUAUAACAAUAUGGAUGUAGAUUUUUUUCUUACUCUAUUCUAAUAUAUUUUUAUUCAACAC